This is a messenger RNA of Pecten maximus, 12890 nucleotides long. RefSeq lists its product as uncharacterized. The transcript has 10 exons. Gene Ontology annotation, biological process: regulation of transcription by RNA polymerase II; immune system process. Lineage: Eukaryota; Metazoa; Mollusca; Bivalvia; Pectinida; Pectinidae. Gene Ontology annotation, cellular component: nucleus. Gene Ontology annotation, molecular function: DNA-binding transcription factor activity, RNA polymerase II-specific; RNA polymerase II cis-regulatory region sequence-specific DNA binding. The coding region runs from base 124 to 5811 and encodes 1895 amino acids. The record is from RefSeq and is a predicted model, not a curated record.
GUUUCUCUAUCGAGAGCCGCGAUGUUGGCGACCAUAACUCGGUAUUUAGCAUGAAAAGAAGCAAACCAAGAUACAAUCAACCUCGUAAAUGUGUUAAUUGAUAUCAUAACAGUUGAAGAUGAUAUGAACAAAGAGAAGAAAAUGGAUUCGGAUCAACAAUUAGAAAUUAAAACUGAAGAACAACCAGAAAGGGAGAUAACUCCGGACACUCAUGAGGAUGGAGAAUCACAGUCUGUGGAUAUCAGCAUAGGUCAAAGUUCAGCUGGUGAAGAGUUAGAUCAACUCAAACCUGAGGACACGGAGCCCCCAGAUAUGGACACUGAGGUGGAGGUCGAGACAAUUACAGAUAAAGGUCAAAGUUCAGAUGUAACGACUAUGGAUGCUGAGGUUGAAGUUCAGAUUUUUCCGGAGACAGGUGAAACAGAAGAAGUCUUGAUUAAAGAGGAAACGUCAGAGGAACACAAAAUGGUGUGUGAGGAGUCAAACAUGUCUGAAGGGUCCGUAGAGGUCAUGGACAUUGAAUUUAAUGAAAUUGUAGCUGAGGAAGAAACUGUAGUUGAGACCACACCUGAGGUAAAUACAAAUAUUCCUACUACUGUUACUUGUCAAAGUGAGGUGAAGGCCAAGACAAAAUCUACAAAUGCUAAGGGUAAGUCCAAGGAAAAGAAGUCGGGUGCUGAAGAAUCGUACACCAUUGUUAUAAAGGUUGCACAGGGCGGUGUGAAUGAAGGCGAGCCUGUCACUCUAGACACUAUAACAUUACCAGCAGAGAUUAAAGAGACGUCACAGAGGGCGGGGCUUCGUCCAAGAGAACCUAGGAAGAAUGAAGUCAAACAGAUAAUUGUUAAACAAGAGGAAGAGGAGGAGGAGGAUGAAGAUGAAGAAGAGGAAGUUGAGGAUGCUGAUGCUGAAGCUGCAGUAGAUCAGAAGCUAAGUAUUCAUCCAGAAAUUCGUCAGAGAUUAAUUGAGCAGAUUAUUAGUAAGGAGUGGGCAGGAAACAUGGAUGACAGACAGCUGACGCCUGAUGAGAGAGCUACCGUUGAAGAUCUCCUCAGCGGACGUCCUGUACGGCCAGUGGAACGUCAGAAAAUGCGACCCUGGAUGAUUGAACUGCUCGAUAAAAACAAUGUCCCCGGUCUCUCCUGGCAGAACCGCCGCGAGAGGAUUUUCAGGAUUUCAUGGAAGCAUGCAGCUCAUAACUGCUUCAACCGUGACAGAGAUUCGGAUCUCUUUGAGAGAUGGGCCAUACACACAGGUCGCCACUAUGAAGGGAACCACAAAAGAUGGAAGGCAAACUUCCGCUGUGCUCUCAACAGUCUCCCGGACGUAAUCGAGCUGCGAGACUUGGGUGUACGCAAGGGAGAUAAUGCAUUCAAAGUUUACAAGUUUCUGGACCUGAACGAUCCUGUGUAUAAGGAUCGCAUCGACAACAAGGGAAAGAAGACUGCCGGACUUCCCGUCAAGGUCAAGGGCAUUCAGCAGAAAAACGUCAGCAAGACAGAGAAGUAUUUGAGAACUAUUAUAACUCGGCGACUAAAGAAAGAGGCAGAUGGGACUCUGCUAGAAAAGUCAGCUGCUAGUAAGAAAAAACAGGCGGAAGAGGUGGAAGAGGAGGAGAAUGAAACUAGUAAUGACCUAUCUCAGACAGUGGAGAUCUCGGACGAGGCUGCAGAAGGGGGUGGCACACUCCAGACUCUGCUCAGGGCCAUAGAACUCCAACAGGAAAAACUGGCCCUGCAGGCUGGACAGAGUCAGGGCUCUCAAGGUGCUUCGGGAAAAAGAGCUGGCUCGACACUAAAUAUAGCCGGUCAAUCUACACCGAAACGUUUCCGACAGGAUAGUGACGGGAAUCUCAUCAUCACUCCAAAUAUGGGGGGAUCGAUCGAGCAGGUGGAUGGAAAUAUUUUAUUUAAGCUCGACAUUCCUUCAGGCUCAGCAUCGUCCAUCAUUGGAACAUCUACAGGAAUUGUGGGGUCAACAGGGGUCAUAGGGUCAUCGGGAGGCACGUAUGUAAUGGCGGUGGGGUCGGCAAGUAACACGGCGACGACCAUGUCUAAAGCUGUUACACCUGAAGUUCAAGGUCAAUCGAUAGAUGUCACAGAUCAUGGAGGGCAGCCGGUGAUAUCAGUAUUACCGCUAAAGUUACCAUUUGUCGACCAGAAAGGCAGCAAAGUCACAUUCAUACAGAUGCCGAACAAACCCGACCAGGAAGGCAAAGUAACAGAAAAUAUUGCUAUUCCUCCGGAAAUCCAGAACCUGCUUCGUCAGGGAACACAGAGUGCUGGGAAUCCAGGACUAAGCGGAACACCAGCGGUUUCCGGGAAGGGAAUCGAGCAGAAGAUAACAUUUCCGGUCGGAGGAAAAGCGCUUUCAAUGGCUAGCGGACAGAAACCUAUAGAGGUUGGUAGUGUAGCAAGUGUACCAAAUGUUGGACUGUUAAAUUUAGAUAAAAGCCAAGGGAAAGAACAGAAAAUCACUAUUCCUUUGAGUCAGCUGGCAGCCAUGAUGGGUAACGCAGCUCAGGCACAGAAAAUUGGCAUUACAAUUAAUCUGGAUGGUAAGGGCCAGAAGGAGUUGUCGACCGUAUCCACCUCCUUGGCGUCUGGUGGGUCUGUAUUGACUACCGGAAUUCCCGUUAGUUUGAUGUCGUCGUCAAGUAUCUCUUCAAACGUCAACACAACACUUCAAAACGGGGGUCAGGGACAAGCAUUUCUGACCUUGAUGUCUGGUGCAAAUCAAGGUCAAGUUUCUGACUUCAGGUUAUACCAACACCUACAAUUGUGGGUAGCCAGCCAAGAAAGGGAACUCAAAAACAGAUUGCCCCUGUUCCCUACGACUUCCACGAAGGUUAUGGAUACGCCUGCAGGAGUUCGAAACAAACUGGUCACACGACUUUUAAUCAGUGGUGCAGCCACAUCAACAUCUCAGACCAUUUCUUCAGUCGCUCCAAGUAGUACAGCAACAUCAACUUCAGCAUCUCCGACUUAUAAUUUAGUCUUUCAUCCAAAUACGCCGUUGUCCGCCACCACACCGCAGUUAUCUUCCCCUGUUCCUCAAACUCAGGUGAUCAAUCUCCAAAAUCUCACAAAACAGCAGCUGUCGGCUCUUACAUCGUCUGGAGUCCUGGUCGGUCAAACACUAGCCGGAGGUCAACUCGCUAAGUCAGAUGAUGCACAGUCCUCCCCAGCCUCUCUAGGCGUGACCCCGCCAGCCACUCCCAGAGUUGCCUCCCCUGGAAGCUCGGGUGUUGUCUCCCCUAGUGUGAAGGUGUCGCCAUCACAAGCAACUUCCCCUAACCUGAGACCCGAACUGAUGGAACAAGUGACGAUUGACUUGAAGGAGAUACAGGAUGACAACCCUCCUGUAGAAGGGGAGACAACCAGUACUCCGAACUUUUCCUACUCCUGUCUGUGGUGUAAAAUUGACUUCAACAAGAAGAUCGAUCUGUUACAACACUUCAUGAAUCUACACCAAGACAUGCUAAUGGUACCUGGAGAAUCAGAGGUCAUAGGUCAAGGGUACGAUGGUGCAGGUCAGGUUCACAACGAUUCACAUGACCAGAUGUUUGAUGGCCAGGAACAUUCAGUACUUGAUGUUAAUGCUUUGGACUUACGCACUGUGAAGACGGAGAUGAUCGAACAGACUCCAGACAUGUCGCUUUCCUGUCAAUCUCAUCACAAACAGGCGAAAACUGUCAAAGAGGCUCUGAGUCGCAAGAAGGGCAGGGCAUCAGCAAGCAAGGAAGGUGGAACAAAGAGACAAAGAGUGAAGAAGAAAAAAGGAAGGAAUGUUAAAAACGAAGAGGGAAAGAAUAAAUUAGGUGAAGGUAAGAGUAAGGGAGAUCAAAGUCGAACACCGUCAAAAGUUGAUCCGGAGUCCAACCAGAGUUCAAUGUCGGCCACCAGUGACGCUCGACCAAAGUACAGUUUGACCAGUCUGAUUGAGGCAUUGAGAGAUAGCAUUGAGCGUGACAAAAGUAAGAAGGGAGACGAUUUGUCUAACGAGGGAGGUACGUCCGACUCCGACAUGUCUGACGAGAGUACCUCGGUUCCUAAUGUCAUAUGUUAUGACGAUCUAAGUCCGGACUCCAGUGCAGGUGAAGAAGGUAUGGCAGAAAGCGACUCCGAGGCAGUGGAUGGCGACAUACAGGUUUCAGUCAAAACUUUCCAAGUGGAUGGUAAAACGAUGUAUAAAUGCUCGCUGUGUGCCAAAGUCUUCAGCAAAACGUGUACUUUUGCCCGUCAUGCCAUGGUACACUCCCGGAUGUACCCGUACCAGUGUGGUCUCUGUGACGAGAAGUGUAGUGACAUGAGAGUACUUCUACGACAUCUUGAUUGGCACGGCGAAAAUGUUGAUUGCCCUUGUAAAAAAUGUGAACGGCUCCACAAAUAUGGUGACAUCAAGACAAUUGGGGAGAAAACUUCUGGCACAAGUAAAUUUGUUUGCGAGAUCUGCCAGAGGAGUUUUAUCAGCGAUGUGGCAUGCAAAGCCCACGUCAACAUGCACAAACGAAGUGGAAGUCUUGUCUGUGAAGUUUGUAAUCUGGAGUUUCAGUGUAACAGGGCUUUGUCUAAACACCGGAAAUCUGUUCAUGGGAUCCAGUUCUGUCCCUACUGUCUUGAAACAUGCACACUGGACAUGGCUUCACACAUGAGCGAACACGAGGGUGUGUUCAUGUAUCGAUGCGGUCUUUGUGGCGAUGGGUACAACAGUCGACCUCUGCUGCAUGAACAUUUAAAAAUACAUACUCACCUUGGGAAAGAAUUUGGCCAGCAACUCGAAAAUGAAAUGAAAUCUGUUGGAAUAUUACAUAAGAAAAGCUCUACUGGAAAUAAAGCUUCACCCGAAUCUGUGAAGAAUUUGGAAAGUUCAAAAGUCGUGAAAAAGGAACCCAAAAAGGAAGCAAAAAAACCUGGGAAAAAGAAAACACCUAAAUCGAAAUUGACCAAGCCGAAGAAACAGGUAGAAAAUACAGAGGAAGCCAGUGAAGAUGUCUCUGAAGUGGAGAAGAAGCCUACAUCCCCUGUCAAGGCAGAACCUACAAAAAUUUUACCUGUACGGCAGAAAACACGCAAAUGUCGUUGGCAUGAUAAUGAUAGCGUGUGUGAGCGUUGUGAUGUGAUGUUUGUCAAGAAGAUAGCAUUUGGUCGCAAACCAAAGUCCAGACAGGGCAAAGAAUCUCCGCGGCCACAUGACUCCAACUCCAACAGUGUGGGAUAUGAAGGUGAUGACGAAAAAGACUCGGCCAAGAAAGACAACCCUGUUGAAGAGUCGACGACUGAACCAGCAGCUACAGAAAUGCCUACGAAGGUGAUAAUAUCGGAGUCCAUGUUGAAGGCUAUUAUGAGUUCUCAGAAUGCUGGCAUUGUCACCACCGGUUCUCCCCAAAAUGCCUCGUCGCUUCUUCAGUCUUCGUCUCCACAGAAGGUUUUGGUAUCACUCCCGCAGAAGAUUGCGCUAUCUUCACCGCAGAAAGUCGCUGUAUCUUCUCCUCAGAAAAUCACUGUGUCUUCUCCGCAGGUUGUCUCCCCUGCUCUCCAAACAGCUUCUUUACAAACAGCCACGUCACUUCUACAGAAAUUUUCCCCGCAGAAAGGAACAAUUAUUCAGGCAUCAGGUACCCCUCCGCGGGCCUCUCUGUUAAAGUUGGGUCAGGGUUCUUCGACGAAAACUGUACUGAUUAAGACUUUGUCCGGGGCCCCUAUUCAGGCCUCACUAGCUCAGCUAGAGGUGAAACCUACAGGUAACACUACCACAGUGUUACAGGAGUCAACACCAUUGGCUGAACCAGAUACGAAACCAGCAGUGUAAAACAGUGAAUAAUAGCAUCUUGUAAUAUGAAGGUGGUGAAGUUAACAGGUUAAUUGGGUUAACAGGCUAAUGAGGUUAGCAGGUUAAUGAAGUUGACAGGUUAAUCUGGUUAUCAAGUUACUGGAAUAAGCUGGUUAAUUGGUUUAAGAGGUUUAUUGUGUUAACAGAUUAAUGGUGUUAUCAAGAUAAUGGAAUAAGCAGGUUUGGGGUUAUCAAGUUAAUGACAUAAAUAGAUUAAUGGGGUUAAGAGGUUAAUUGAGUUAACAGAUUAAUGGGGUUAACAAAUUAUGUUGUUAUGUUAAUGUGGUUAUCAAGCUAACGGAGUAAAGUUAUGAAGUCAGCAGGUUAACACAGUAGAAUAAUUGGUUGACGAGGUUAUUGUGAUAAUAAGUUAAGUUUAAUGUGUUGAAUAGUUUAAUCUUUAACCACGUUUACGAUGUUAGAAGAUUAACAGAUUAAAGGAUAAAAAGUUAAGAUGGUUUCUACAGUUUAAGGGUGUUGAUAUAGAGUUAACUAGUUAAUUGUCAUGUUAAGAAGGUUAACCAAGUCAUUGGUAAUUUGUUCCCAUCGAUUGUUAUUGUCAACUUUAAUGAAGAGGUCUUACCAAGAAGUCAUGAGGCAUGUUCUUCUGGUUGUUAAGGGAAAAUAUGAAUAGACUUGGCAUGUCACAACCAGUGUAUAUCUUAAGUUCAGUUAUGAUUUGUGUGUGACGUUUCGGUGACUACACUGUCACCUUCAUCAGACAAAUGACUAGUGUAUGACCAGAUGCCUGUGUUGUGAUAUAUCAAGUCUAUUGACAAGAGGAAGGAGACAAUAAGAUUAUAUUUUAUUCAUGUAAAUACAUACUCUGUCUUUGUUGAACUGCUGUAUUCUGGAUUGAUGGCAUUUUUUAUACACAAGGCGAGAUAUGAAUACAGUAAAUAUGUCGUAUAAUGAUGAGAUCCAAUGGAUUUUUAAUUGAUAGCGGUGAACUAUUGUAAGUAAAACUUACAUGUUUCCUGUUUUUAUAGCAGAAACAAAAUAUAUAUCAUUUUGUGAACUGUCUGAAUUUAUAGAGAAUACAAUGAAGAUUAGAAAUAUCAUAACACAUUCUUAAUUGUAUAUUAGGAAUACUGUAAGAAUUUAUUUACAUUUACUGUCAGAUUAUAUAUUGGGAAUAUCGUCAAAAUUUCUUGAUAGAACAUAUUUUGUAAAGAAAUAUAAAUUUUUUGUAUCGCAAAGAUAUAAGUGGCGAUCUGAAGUGUUAUUCCUUUUUACGUCAGAGUAGUACAAAUCGUAUUAAGUUUAUUCGACUUAGUCUUUUUAUGCCAAAUAGAUUUGUUAAAGUUGGAAUGUAUUUCUUUCUAUUAAAUAUAUUUUAGAUAUUAGUAUAAUUCAAGUCAUGAUUUAUGACUAUAAAAUAUUGCUGAUUUGGGGAGGAGGCAUUUUAGUUACAAGAGGAUCUUACAUGAUAUAGUCAAGAGUGUAAGAUACUAUUUAUCAUGUUAUGCAUAUUCAUGAAUUUGAACUGAGAACACUGUAUCAGAGGUGAAUUUCAACUCGGAGACCUAUAGUAUAUAGAGACAGUCGUGUGACAUCAUGUAUUCAUUGUGAUGUUUAUGAUGUCUCAUUGCGACGUUUCAUGACGUUUCAUGACGUUUAUGACGUCACUUAGUGUUAUAUAUUAUACAUGUCUUAUGAUAUUUUGAUGACAUAGUCAUAUAUUAUAUGGUAGAACAACCAAUUAUGUGGUUCCAUGGGGGACAUUACAGAAAUUUGGAUAAGUGAAGAUAGGUUUAUGCAGGAUUUUACUGUACAUGUUAAUUUGUCCUAUUGUAAAUAUUUGUGUCUCGGCACUUUUCCUCUUGACUUUAGUGCUUGUGAAGGUCAUGACCUUUUUAAGGCUGCUAAUAUUAAUACUACUAAUGUAGUGAUGUAUGUGUCGUCGCGUUGAUGUUGGCGAUAGUUAGAGUUGUGCUACACUAGGUUUAUAUAAUACAUAAAUACGUAAUUAUUUUCUGAUGUUUGAUAUUAUAUGUCCUCAAAUGAAGAAUUAUUAUCAUUCUGUAAUUUUCUGAUAUGACUUUGUUUGCAUUUUUUUAUCAAUUAUAUUUUUCAUCUACUUUGGGAAAAACAACAUGAAGGUCAGUUGCUUUGUAAAUAACAACAAAAAAUAUUGAAGAAAAUGUCUCAAUAUGUUAAAGAUUUGUAGUGGAUUUGAAGAAAAGACAAACAUUGUUUAUAAUUUGUAUAUUCAAAUUUCCUGUAUGAUAAUAUUGUGUAUAUUGAAAUGUAUAUUCAGUACCUAACUUCUGUCGUGUAAGGUCAGAUGAUGUGUUGACUUUUCUUUGAAGUCCUGUGUUAUGAGGAAUUGUUGUGGUAUUGUACUGUGGGCAUUUUAUUUCAUGACAAUGGCAUUUAGACAAUAAAAAUCAGGAGUUUGUUACGAUUAAACUACUGUAAAUAUAAUUUGUGUAAAGGCAUGACUCAUUAGUAUCCAAUUAUAAUAUACAAUGUGUACAUUUUGUAUAUAGAACUUAUAUAUAUGAUGUAUAUUGUUAGAAAUAUAUUAUUGAUAAUGGUAAAAAAUGGAAUAGGUUUAGAAUUCUUUCCCCAAAGUAAUGAAUUUAAACUUACAUCAAUGGUACUACUGUAUAUUAAUAUUUUACCUUUUUUUCCAUUCUUGUCAAAAUGUUGUGUUUAUUUCUGUAAAUUUGGCACUCUUCAGUGCAGCAUUUUGGUAUGAACAUGAAUAUUUUUAAAUCGCUAUUUUCCUUUGAUAAAUGUCUUUUUUCUUAGAGUUGAGCUGAUGAUGUAAUAUAUAUUUAAGAAAAAAAUUCAAAUCUAGGCUUCAUGACAGGAAAAUCUUAUUUUGUGAAGACUUUGGAAAACUGCCAAACUGACUGAAGGUUUAUUUUCUCUCUAAAAACAUUGUACUACCUGCAUCCAUCUUGUUUUGUUUGUUGUUUUUUUUUUUCAGAAAAUAUUCGGGAUCGGCCAAAACCUCAUUGCUCUGUUAAAAAAUUUGAUAUUUCUCUAGAAUUUGAGUGUGCCAAAAUAAGUAAGUCUAUAGUAAUAUUAACAGAAUCUCUUUUACCUCAUUGUUGUGAAAUGAAAUUCUGUCCAUGUGAUUUCUCUGUUCUAAUACAAGGAUAAUUGAUCAGUUUGGACUGGUGCACCUAUUACUAUUUGACAUGUUUUGCUGAAUGACACUAACAGUAUGAUAUCAUUAAAUCAAAAAGCAUGUAGUUGGUUAUAUACCACAAAUAACAAUAUGGAAGAUCAUCAAAAGUUUCCUGUCCCGUGUCGGUUUGUGUGUCUCAGUAAGCUAAGAAACAGGCAUGUCUGUGCUCUCAUGGUUGUGUCCUUUGGCAUGCUCUGGAUGGCAUGUGACAGGCCUCUCGUAUGUUGUUUAGUGCGGUAGUCACCAACUACUACAAAGAUACCCUGCCUCAAGAUGACCCUGGCUGUUAAUAAACCCAGAAUACAAACAAACUAUUCCGUCUUCUUGAGUUCCAUCACAGCAAUUUAUUUUAGUUUAAAUCAGUUUAAAAUCAUAAGAUGUAAAAAUGUAAAUCAGUCACCUGUGUUUAUAGUUGUUAUAAAUGACAUUUUCAUAUGUAAAUAUACAAUGUAACAUAUUUGGCUAACUUGCAUUACUAUGUAGCGACUUUAAAUACCAAGCACGACGGCUGAUGCUUUAUAAAUAAUAUUUUUUAGGAAUCAAUGCAUUUUACCCUCUAACUUAGUAAUAUUGAAUGUUUGAAUUCGGUGCUUAUUGUAUAUAUAUCUGUUUUGUUGAAAUUCAACUUGAUAUAUUUCUACAUUUAGCAAACUGUUUAGGUAAUAAAAUAUUUACUUACAUUAAUGAUAUGACCAGAAAAUUAUCUCUGAGGGAUGAUAUUCUUCAUUGUCUAAACCAAUCAUCACCCUCAAACUCCAGGGUUCCUAAAUAUAUUUGUUUGUUAGGAUCCAGUACCUCUAUUGGAUUAUACCGUCGUUAUUACUUACUAGACCCGGUAUAUAUAUCUAUGGACGUUAUAACUCUGGUGGGAGUUAUUACUUACUAGACCCGGUAUAUAUAUCUAUGGACGUUAUAACUCCGGCGGGAGUUAUUACUUACUAGACCCGGUAUAUAUAUCUAUGGACGUUAUAACUCCGGUGGGAGUUAUUACUUACUAGACCCGGUAUAUAUAUCUAUGGACGUUAUAACUCCGGUGGGAGUUAGUACUUACUAGACCCGGUAUAUAUAUCUAUGGACGUUAUAACUCCGGUGGGAGUUUUUACUUUCUAGACCCGGUAUAUAUAUCUAUGGACGUUAUAACUCCGGCGGGAGUUAUUACUUACUAGACCCGGUAUAUAUAUCUAUGGACGUUAUAACUCCGGCGGGAGUUAUUACUUACUAGACCCGGUAUAUAUAUCUAUGGACGUUAUAACUUUGGCGGGAGUUAUUACUUACUAGACCCGGUAUAUAUAUCUAUGGACGUUAUUACUUACUAGACCCGGUAUAUAUAUCUAUGGACGUUAUAACUCCGAUGGGAGUUUCAUAUGGAAGUGAUUAAACUGCUUCAUUAGUUUGAUUAGGUUUGUUCCAAAGAGAUUUAUUGAAGAUGUUUGGUGAAUUCCAAUAUGACAUAGCCACUAGUGUAAGAUUCUGUUUAUCACAUAACUCGUGUUUAUGAGAAUAUUAAUAGUGAAAUCUCCCUUUUUUUUUUAAUGUAAGACAGGAGAAUUUAGACUCUAGCUGUAUUCUUGAGACAACCAUGUGACAUUAUAAGUUUAUUGUGAUGUUCUAGAUACUUGUGUGUAUUACGGUAUUUAUAACGUUGUGUAACAGGCCAGUUUUGUGAUAGAUGUGUCUUCUCAUCUCCCUCGGAGUAUGUCGUGGUAAAAGUCAAGUUCUUCACAUUUGAACACAGGUGUGUUGAGAGAACCCUUGGAUUUUGUAGGUGGCUGUAAUAAGAAUUCUCAUCUCUUACCUUCAUGUUUAUGACACAGUUCUUUUUCCUCCUUCAAUCCUGUCAGUAAUAUUCUCGAAGAAAUCAGUAUAAGUGUUAGUCAUGUAAUUAGAAUGCAUUUCAAUGAGGAGAUAAUGUUUCUGUGGAGAGGUAAAUGGUGUUGUGUCAUAUCAAGUGGUGGCCAAGGAAUGACAGAAAAUUAUAAACCUGUGGGUGACAGAAAAUUAUAAACCUGUGGGUGACAGAAAAUUAUUCACCUCGAUGAUGAGGAAAAAUAAUACUUUGAAUCUUUCGUGCUUGAAUUCAUUAUCUCAGAAUAUUUUUGAAUUAAUUCCACAUAACGAUUUCACAUUAUGUUAUUAUAUUGACUUCUGAAUGUCUCGGCCCCGUUUAUCACAUAUCCAUUACACAUGUUUAUAGUAAAUCUAUAACGUUUCACAUAUUAUCGAAAAUUCGGUUUCACAUAUCAAGCCAGUUUUGGUGUUUCUUCAUAUUUAAUUACUAUAAAUAGAGUAUACGGGAGGUAAGAGAUCAAAUAUCCGUGUAAAAUGUUCGAUGUGGUGUUACCUAGCCGACGGAUUCCACAAGGAAUACAAGAGUCCGGCCUUAAAGUGGAGUAGUCAAAGGGUUAAAAUGAUCAUAGCAAUGUCGUGCUGGGUAGACCAGCUUUCAUCAAAUAGUUGACUAGUAUUGACACUUUGACACGUCAUCAUCAGAAGGGUUCUGCUGAUGACGUGCCUAAGUGUCGAAACUAGUCAACUAUUUGAUUAAAGCUGGUUCACCCAGCACGACUUUAUUAUGGUCAUCUUUACCCUGUAAAUAUAAGUAAUAUUGGCCACUUUCAAUACAUAUGGAAAUAUAUCAAAUUUUAAAAGCAUGAUAUAAAGUGUUAAUGACAUAUAUUUUACUAUAUUAAUCGAAUUAAUUCUUUUUAAGUGUGCGAACAAUUUAAUUGUUUAACUUUCAUUUACUAAUGAUCAAACUUAACACAAUUCUUCAGGACAAGGACAUCUCUGACCAUUUCGAGCUUCAGGUUUGUUGGAUAAAUAUCACUAUUACUAUUUUUAGUACUAAUGAUGUUUCAUUCCUUGUGGGAUUUGGAUCAAACUUCAGUCAGUUGUAAAAGACCAUUGUUUCUUUAGUAAUACUCAUUAUGCCUGUAAUCAGAAUAAUGUUUGUGUAGAAUAUUUGCUGGAUUUUAAUUAAUAGAGAAAAAAGGAAAAUUAAGUAGUUUCUUUUUGUGAAUCUGUUUGAUUAAAUUCCUCAUUUACUUCGGAAAAUACAGUUGAAAACAAAAUUCUGAGUUGACAUAGCAGACAGAAAUAAUGAUGUCAGGUAAAAACUUCAGUAGUUUGUAGUCUAACCAACAUUUGCUUUGUCCAAUUACCAUUACUUCUCAUUGACCUUUAGAUAUCUAGGGUCAAACAACUUGCAACCAAUGCUUACGGAAUGAAUGAUGUCAGACGGAAAUGAAAAAGAUACAAUUACUGGUUAAGUAAAUUUAUUCCCAACAGUUGGUCAGUAUGUCUGUCUAUCUGUCUGACUGUUUGUCUCGUCUCAGAUACUUUCCUAUUUUUUUUUCUCUCCAGUUCUUCCAGAUGUUGACUUAACUCAUGAUCAUUAUUGGUAGUGGUAGUGUUUCAGUCUUCAAUCUCCUUUUAUUAUUGACAUGAGUUAUGGCCCUUUGGGAAUUGGGAAUUUUUCAUUCUUCCGUAAACAACACUUAAUGGCGACAUCCUAAACGCUAUUACAAUGUAUUAUUGAGUGUCGGGUUAAAUUCUACCCUCAGUAGAAGUAAUUUGCAGUAUUACUCAAAAGGCAUUAUAAUGUUGUGACGUUUCAUCAUUUUAGAUUUUACAUGUCUGUAUAAGCCUAUUGUAAGCCUAUAGAUUGUAUAUAUUGUAUACGUUUUUCUCUCUCGAUGAGUUGAUGGAGUGGACUGUCCAAAGUCAUGUAUUUUUAUUUACAAUGAAAAUCUCUGGUAUCUAAGUAUUCAUUGUCACCUGGUAAAAUUUAGUUUCUCAGUACGAGAUUGAAAACUAUUUUACUAGAAUAGAAGAUUUUGAUGAAAGAGGUUUAUGUUGUAUCUAUCUUUAUUGCUACUGUUCAAAGAUUACGAAACAAUAAAAAGUAGAAGAAAAA